UCCAAUAGGACAUAGAUCUGCAUCAGAAGAGUUUCAAACGGGUCAGUUAUAUCAAUAACUAUCAACUGUACAUUUACUCUCUUGGAUUAUUUAAAAAGAUAAUUUCUUUUGGUUGCAUGAUUUAGAAUAACAAGAUUACUGUGGUUGCCUCAAAGUAAUUAUUGAUUCAAGAUAUAAGUACUUAUCUCCAACAUCAAAAAAAUUUAUAUCAAUACUUUAUUUUAAUAAUUCAAUGUUCCUUAUAAUGUAAUUAAAUAGCUCAUUCUCUAGGAGAUGCUCGAGUUUCAAUAAGAGGUGGACGUAGCUGUAAUCCAAUUGCACAUGAUUCUGCAAGAGAAGGGAUUCAAGCAGACCAAACUCAAAGCGGCACUCAAGUUUCAUCUGCCAAUAAUGAAUCCGCAGAACAAGGUUCAAAUGUGCGUGGAAUAACAUGCAGUAAAGGUGCCCGGAAAGCAAUGAGGAGUGCUAAAUCACGAUUGACGGUAAAGUUUGACUUUGACCUUAUGCAAGCAAUAUGUGACAACACAGAGGUUUUCAAUAAUGAAGUUGGAUAUAUCCUGCGUACGUAUUGCGACCUUAAGUACAAAGAAUGGAGGUUUGUACCUGAAAAAGAAAGAGCACCACUUCGUGACAAACUUCGAACAUUAUUUGAUGUUGAUUUGGCAGAUGCAAAUGUCAGAAAAGCUAUUGAUAAACAAAUGCAAAGAGCUUGGCAUAACUAUAGACGUACGUUACGUGAACAUUUUAAAACAGUUGGAGGUGCAGGUGAUCUGACGAAGGCAAAGGGUAAGCCUUAUGAGGGUGUUAGCGAAUCGGAUUGGGAAUAUCUAUGUAAUUGUUGGAGCGACCCUUCAUAUCUGCAAAAAUCUUUGAAGAAUGCUGAGUCAUGUAAGAAAAGAAAAUGGAUUUCUAGAAACGGAUCUAAAAGUACAGCACGCCAUCACAUUAGUCGUGGGGUUGAGUUAAAUGCUCAUGUUGGUCAUAUUGAGACGUGGCGUCUCCGUCAUUGGCAUCCAGAACGUGGUUGGGUAUCUGUAGAAGCUGAAUCUAAAUAUGUAAGUGUACUUCACAGACCGUGUGUGUUAACCACAACAUCUUUUAUUCAAAUUAAUUAGUUUUACAUUAUUGACAUAUAUACAUGCAUGUUCUGAUGUUCACAGUUUACCUGAUUAAUGAAUUGUUACUAUUCCAUUCAUAAUAUAACAGGAAGAAAUGAUGGAAUUGAGAAGAGAAAAAUCACCUGAAGAUUUAACUGAUAAACAAAUAUUAGAGAAGGUGCUUGGACGAGAAUCUGUUCGUCUAUUUGGUUGGGGACGGUCUCCCACUGGGUCCAAAAGAAGCAAAGGUGAUUCAAAUAUUCCAACUUAUACUCAAUUGAUGGAUCGUGUUGGAGAACUUUCAGGCACUGUUGAAAUGAUGAAAAAGUUGUUGAUUGAGAAGAAUAUUAUGCCUCCCAUGUCACAUGUUCCUUCAGAUCAUUGUUCAGUACCGCUUAAUCGUGGGUCAUCCUCUAUUGAUCGAGGCCAGCAUGUUGACGGUU
Molecule: messenger RNA, 1540 nt
Organism: Cuscuta europaea
Lineage: Eukaryota; Viridiplantae; Streptophyta; Magnoliopsida; Solanales; Convolvulaceae
Source: the annotation of a GenBank genome assembly